CCACGACCUGGUCUGGAGGCUGAUCCGCAGCGAAGAGAGUUUGGGGCUGCCGGACGGAGCAGGAGGCUGUGAGGCUGGAGCUUGUGGCUGGUCCCCCCGGGCAGACAGUGAAGAAUGUUCUCCUCGGUGAAGCCGUUUGAGAACCAGCAGUACCAGGCCCUGAAGAAGGAAUGUCUGAGUAAGAAGGUUCUGUUUGAGGAUCCGACCUUCCCGGCCAAUAACGACUCUCUCUUCUACAAGACACAGCGAGUCCAGGGGGUACAGUGGAAGCGCCCCAAGGAAUUCUGCAGUGACCCUCGUCUGUUUGUGGACGGGAUUAGUUCACAUGAUUUGCAUCAAGGCCAAGUUGGAAACUGCUGGUUCAUUGCCGCCUGCUCCUCCCUGGCCUCACGUGAGCAACUAUGGCAGAAGGUGAUUCCCGACUGGAAGGAGCAAGAGUGGUUCGCAGACAAGCCACAAAACUAUGCCGGAAUUUUCCACUUCCAUUUCUGGAAGUUCGGGGAUUGGGUAGACGUGGUGAUCGAUGAUCGUCUCCCUACAAUCAACAAUGAACUCAUCUACUGCCACUCCAAUGAGAAGAAUGAGUUGUGGUGCGCACUGGUGGAGAAAGCUUAUGCCAAAUUAGCCGGGUGCUAUGAAGCGUUGGAUGGAGGAAAUACGGCUGAUGCCCUUGUGGACUUCACCGGUGGUGUCUCGGAGCCCAUUGAUGUCUCCGAGGGGCAUUUUGCCACCGAUGCAGAGAAAAGAAAUGACCUUUUUGAGAGAGUCUUGAAGGUCCAAAACCGAGGAGGUCUCAUCAGCUGCUCCAUCAGGGCAACCUCAGCCAGUGAUAUGGAAGCCCGUAUGGCUUGCGGCCUUGUGAAGGGUCAUGCCUAUGCCGUAACAGAUGUGAGAAAAGUGAGGCUGGGCCACGGCUUGCUGGCCUUUUUCAAGUCAGAGAAGCUUGAUAUGAUCCGCAUGCGUAAUCCGUGGGGGGAGAGAGAAUGGAACGGACCUUGGAGUGACAGCUCCGAAGAGUGGCAGAAGGUGAGCAAGAGUGAGCGGGAGAAGCUGGGUGUCACCGUGCAGGACGACGGGGAGUUCUGGAUGACCUUUGAGGAUUUCUGCAAGUAUUACACAGACAUCAUAAUGUGCAGACUCAUCAACACCUCCUACCUGAGCAUCUACAAGACAUGGGAGGAGGCCGUGCUGCGAUCCUCUUGGACUAAACACGAGGACCCUUUGCAGAAUCGCAGCGGGGGGUGCCUCAACCACAAGAGCACUUACCUUCAAAACCCACAGUUCGUGUUUGAUGUAAAGAAGCCGGAAGAUGAAGUUCUGGUUUGCCUCCAGCAGAAGACGAAGAGGACCACCCGGAAGGAUGGCAAAGCAGAAAAUCUCGCUAUAGGUUUUGAAAUUCACCAGGUGGAGUUGAACCGCAAGUUCCGGAUGCACACCCUUCAGCCCAAAGUGGCCAGCUCCAUCUACAUUAACUCCCGCAGUGUCUUCCUACGUAUUGACCUGAAGGAGGGGAGAUACGUCGUUAUUCCCACCACGUUUGAUCCAGGUCACACGGAAGAAUUCCUGCUCAGAAUUUUUACUGAUGUGCCUUCUAACUGCUGUGAACUGAAAUUGGAUGAACCCACCAGGACUUGUUGGUCGGGGCUAUGUGGGUACCCCCAGCUGGUGUCACAGGUGCACGUGGUCUCAGCCCUGGGACUCAAGAAGCAAGAUUCCGACGGAGGUGCUGACCCAUACGUGAUUAUCAGCUGUGAAGGAAACAAAGUGCAGUCCCCUGUCAUAAAAGACUGUUUGGAGCCGAAAUUUAAUGUCAAAGGCGUUUUCUACAGGAAGAAGCCUGGGCAGCCCAUUGUGGUUCAGGUUUGGAAUCAUAACGUUAUAAAGGAUGAGUUCAUGGGACAGGUGGUCCUUUCUGCAGACCCCAACAACCUUCAGACUCAGCACAGCCUUGAGCUUCAGAACAAGGGCAACAAGAAAUCUGGCGAGAUCUCAGGAACCAUCAACCUUGUUCUGCUCACUAGCCAAAGCCUUACCGGGAUAUAACCCUCCCGGUGCCAUGUAUACAGGUGAAGAGCACACCCAGCCUCCACGAUACCCUUGAGGUGCCUUGAGGAAAGCCGAGACCCAUUGUCCCGUAGGCCUUGUUACCACCGAGAUUGCAUGCUCCGCUCCUGAUUGUAACAAUGACUGACUGUAUGUUAUUCACUAUAUUCGAUUCCAUAUACAGAGCAGUGUCCAUGUAACGUGUGAACAUGUGCCAAAAAACCAGUAUAUCUAUAGCUUAGAUAGAAAGUUACCGCUAGCAUUUAUAUUACGUCUGCUGGGGGUUCACGCACCCAAAGCUUUGCCCACUCAUUCUUUAUGCGGGUGCUAACAUGCAAUAUUCCAUGUAUUCUCUGGACUAAAGCAGCUCUGUUUGGUCACCAUCUCAGUCUGCUCUGGGAGACCCCACUACUGUGAGAUGUCACUUGCCCCUUGAUGCUUAACUGUAUUGCUGCAAAGCUUGGUGUUGCCAUAGUGACAUAUUUGGGUUCAUAUCAAUCCUAUAUUAAGUUAUCCAUACAGGAGCCAUUAAAAGCUACUGACUUGGACUCCAGACCAAAUCAACAGUUUAUUGGCUCUUGAGUGAGGUCCUAAGGAGGGGCCUAUCCAACCAAUAUCUACCCAAAGCCAGAUACCUGUUGGGCUUCAGUCUGAACUGGCAAACCAGAAGGAGAACUUUUUAAUAGUAGGAUUUUUCAUAUUGAGAGUAUUUCUCUUAUGUAGAACAUAUCUUUAAAACUACACACGACCUGCAAUGCCAUUUGACCUGUCACAUGUCCCUUCUUGUGCAUUUAAAUGAGCAGAGGACUCUUCUAUAUUGAUGGUAUCUUUACUUUCCCCAUUCCUACAACAGGUCUUAUACUGGGGUUUCUGGUUCUGCUGGAUCCAGUUAUACAGAGUCUAUCCAAAGACGCUGGUCCAGGCCAGACUUUUGUAUGAUAAUAAGCCUCGGGCCGUAUCUAAAGGGGCUGCAUUUAGCUUUUUAUACAUAGAAUAAGGAUUUAGAUCCUGUAGCUCCUGUAGGGUCCUCUGGUGACCAAACUGGACUCAGGUCUCAUAUUUCAGAACAAUCGUUGGGGCCUUCAUUUUGGCUUCUUCCAGGAGCCACAGUUUCUAGAUCUAGUAGAGGAAUGCACAAAUGAUAAUGUACAACGUGCAUGUAUGUCAGCAUGGGGAUGUGGAUAUAGGACAGAAAUCAACCUAAGGGCUUGCAUUUGUCAUGCGUCUGUUUUUAGGAGACUGAACAACAGAAUUCUGCCGUGAUUUUAGUUUUAUGACAUUUUAUCCGUUUUAGGUAGUAAAUAAAAUGAGGUUUUAGGGAGAGAAAGAACAAUCCAUUUGGCCAGUAGACUUUUUCUUGUGCCAGUGCUCCUCAUAGAAGGGACCAAUGAUCCGAUUCACUGUUUGUGGACAGCCACACAGUUCUGCCUAGCGAUUGGACCAAUUGGCUUGUUAGCUGUGUUUCAUUGGCCGAUUCCCAGCACUUUGCAGCCAGCUUUGUAGUGUCCCUACAUUGACUUUAAUAAGCCACAAAUUAUAUGAAUGUGAGGGUCAAAUGCCAAAUAUUUUACAAUGUUUGAAUGCACAAUUACAUAUUCUGUUAAGUUCUCAAUAUUAUUAUUUUUUGAAGUUGGUCUUUAAUGGCCCAACGUAGACCACCGCUAUUGGCUGCUGACUUGACAUCUUAUUGGCUAAAAGAGAUCAGAGCUGCUCAGGCUCAGAAAGAUAUUGGUCAACAAUCUGUUGCUUAAAGACCUCGUUGGAUCCAUUCCCAACUGGUCAAUAACAACCCCCCUGUGUGAUCCAGUCGCAUUUUGGGUUGAUGUUGCCAGUCUAUUACUGCUUUUUAUUCUCUCCUUGUGCCAAGUGAUUUCUCUUCUAUUAUUUAGCACAUGCAAAUUGAUGAUGAUGGUUUUAUUCAGGGAUGUUCAGUGUUUUAUUUGGAAUUUAACGUUGUGUAUUUUAUGGGUCUUUUUGCCUUUUUGUAUCUUAUUGUUUAAUGAUGAGUUUUACUCUCUUGUCUCCAAAUCUUGUUCAAGGGGAACUUUUAUAUUAAACUUCUUUCUCCUUUA
This is a messenger RNA of Xenopus laevis (African clawed frog), 4115 nucleotides long. RefSeq names its product calpain 5 L homeolog (gene capn5.L). Gene Ontology annotation, molecular function: peptidase activity; cysteine-type endopeptidase activity; hydrolase activity. The record is from RefSeq and is marked provisional. NCBI's taxonomy places the organism in Eukaryota, Metazoa, Chordata, Amphibia, Anura, Pipidae. Gene Ontology annotation, cellular component: cytoplasm. Gene Ontology annotation, biological process: proteolysis.